Molecule: messenger RNA, 672 nt
Organism: Solenopsis invicta (red fire ant)
Lineage: Eukaryota; Metazoa; Arthropoda; Insecta; Hymenoptera; Formicidae
Gene: TpnCIIIa
Product: troponin C, isoform 1-like
Molecular function (GO): enzyme regulator activity; calcium ion binding
Source: RefSeq, marked provisional
GCCAACGUACCACGAAUAGCGCGUAUAGUUACCAUCGCUAUGGAUGAUUUAACCAAGGAUCAGCAGGCCCUGUUGAAGAAAGCCUUUGAUGCUUUCGAUCACGAAAAGAAAGGCAGUAUCGGUACUAACAUGGUAGGCACGAUAUUGACCAUGUUGGGUUACGAGCUUAGCGAAAAGACACUGCAGGAAAUCAUUAAGGAAGUUGACGAAGACGGUUCCGGAGAACUCGAGUUCGAAGAAUUCUGCACGCUGGCUGCUAGAUUCUUAGUAGAAGAGGAUUCGGAAGCGAUGCAGCAAGAAUUACGUGAGGCAUUCCGGUUGUAUGACAAAGAGGGCAACGGCUACAUAACUACCGCUGUUUUUCGCGAUAUCCUUCACGAACUCGACGACAAGCUAUCACCGGAAGAACUCGAUCUAAUGAUCGAAGAGAUCGACGCUGACGGCUCAGGAACGCUCGAUUUUGACGAGUUCAUGGAAGUCAUGACGGGAGGCGACGACUAAGGCAAGUUGGUAAUGAAGAUGGGCAUUCGGAGGCUGGUUGUUAACGCAAUUGGCAACGCCCGUCAGAGAGAGCGUUCUUUCUUCAUCAUUCAGGCACGCACUUCUGCAAACCACUAAACUACGGCCAAGCGGGAAAUUGGACGUUUAUGAUCAUUCGUGGCAUCGCUGGCU